AUGGAAAAAAUCUUGAGAGGUAUUAUGCGAUAUCGGGUGUUAGAUCGAGCAAGCAUGGUGAAACAAUUUCAAGAAGUAAAAAACAACCCAACGCCCAAAGCAGUUUUUUAUACAUGCAUGGACAGUCGCAUGAUUCCAACGAGGUUUACUGAGACUAGUGUCGGGGACAUGUUUGUCGUGAGAAACGCUGGCAACGUCAUACCUCACUCUCAAUAUUUCGUGGAUGAAAUGACCAGCUGUGAGCCAGCCGCACUUGAACUUGGUUGCAUCGUUAACAACAUAAGGCACAUCAUCGUAUGCGGACACAGUGAUUGUAAAGCAAUGAAUCUAUUACAUUCGUUAAGAUGCAAAAAGGAAUCCAGUAUAGAACAGAGAAGAUUGUCACCACUAAAAUCAUGGCUGGCUACUCACGCAACCACUAGUUUAGAGAAAUUUCUCAGCAUGAAGGGUGAUUUUUCAAAGCCUAUGCUAUUUACAGCAGAAACACCACAGCGAAAAUUUGUUGCCUACAUAGACCCUGACAAUAAAUUCUGUAUAGAAGACAAAUUAUCACAGGUAAACACCCUUCAACAAUUACAAAAUAUUGCGUCAUAUGGAAUGCUCAAGAAGCGGUUGGAGAAGCAUGAUUUGCACAUCCACGCUUUGUGGUUCGAUAUUUAUACUGGUGAUAUUUAUUACUUCAGCAGACGAGCAAAAAGAUUUAUUCUUAUCGACGAGGCGUCCUACGAAAUUAUAUUAAGUGAAGUUAAGCGAUACUACUCAUAG
Arctia plantaginis is the source of this 765-nucleotide messenger RNA. The record is from the annotation of a GenBank genome assembly. Lineage: Eukaryota; Metazoa; Arthropoda; Insecta; Lepidoptera; Erebidae.